AUGGAGCGUUACGACCGUGCUAUCACAAUCUUCUCGCCGGACGGCCAUCUCUUCCAAGUCGAAUACGCAAACGAGGCGGUCAAGAAGGGGUCCACUGCGGUUGGAGUGCGCGGGAAGAACUGUGUCGUCAUCGGCGUGGAGAAGAAGACGAUUCCCACGCUACAGGAUGACCGAACUGUGCGCAAGAUUCAUAUGAUUGACGAUCACAUCAUGCUUGCCUUUGCUGGCCUGUCGGCGGAUGCACGUGUGCUUGUCGACCGUGCUCGCAUGGAGUGCCAAUCAUACAAGCUGCGCCUUGAGGAUCCUGUGACUGUGCACUAUAUUUCCCGAUACGUCGCUGACACUAAGCAGCGCUUCACACAAUCCCCUGGACGUCGUCCAUUCGGAAUCGCAAUGCUGGUCGCCGGUUUCGACUACGAUGGCCGCCCGCGUCUCUACAAGACCGAGCCAAGCGGUGCAUACUAUGAAUACUUCGCAAAUUCGACCGGCCGUGGCGAAAAAGCUGUUCGCGAGUUCCUGGAAGAGAAGUACAAUGACGAAAAUGUGCAAGACGAGGCGGCUACUCUCAAGCUGGUAGUAAAGGCGCUCUCACAGGUUGUUCCAUCUGGGGCUAGCAACAUCGAGAUCGCUGUGAUGACAUCUGCCACGGGAAAGCCUGGCGAAUGCCACCAGCGGGUUUUGACUACCGAGGAAGUGGAUGCCCUCCUAAAGGUUGUGGAAGCUGAGCGUCAAGCCACCGAGGCCGAGGAAGCAGCCCGCAAAGAAGCCGCCCGCACAGGAGCUCCGAAACAACAG
Messenger RNA from Mesorhabditis spiculigera, 795 nucleotides. Lineage: Eukaryota; Metazoa; Nematoda; Chromadorea; Rhabditida; Rhabditidae. The record is from the annotation of a GenBank genome assembly.